Scedosporium apiospermum is the source of this 1353-nucleotide messenger RNA. Its product is annotated as FAD binding domain-containing protein. NCBI's taxonomy places the organism in Eukaryota, Fungi, Ascomycota, Sordariomycetes, Microascales, Microascaceae. Gene Ontology annotation, biological process: secondary metabolite biosynthetic process. The record is from RefSeq and is a predicted model, not a curated record. Gene Ontology annotation, molecular function: monooxygenase activity; FAD binding. The transcript has 5 exons. The coding region runs from base 1 to 1353 and encodes 450 amino acids.
AUGGACAAGCCACAGCAUCCAGUUUCUCCCGUCCGACUAGACGUCAUUGUCGUCGGCGCCGGACUGAGCGGACUCGCUGCGUCCAUUGCCAUAGCCCUCUCCGGCCACAAUGUCACGGUAUUCGAGUCCGCCAAGGAGCUCCAAGAGGUCGGAGCCGGGCUUCAGAUGACUCCUAACGCUACGCGCAUCCUCGAGCGAUUGGGCGUUCCAUCCAGAUUCUGGGACCUCGCCGCCGAACCCACCUUCGUCCAGGUCCACCGCUACUCCGGCGAAAUCCUCAUGACCGAUCCCGACUUCAACAUCGGCAUGCGCUCCAAGUACUCCGCCCCCUUCCUCGACGUCCACCGCGUAGAUCUCCAGCUGUCCCUCUACGAGCGCGCCAAGGAACUGGGCGUACGCUUCCACCUCAACGAAAAGGUCCACAACAUCGACUUUGAGAUUCCCGAGGUCAUCACAGCUUCGGGGGCCGUCAUCGACGCUGAUCUUAUCGUCGCGGCUGAUGGGUUGCAUUCGAGGUGCAGGGACUGCUUCUUGGCGACUUUGGGCUCGGCGGACAAACCGCGGGCUACGGGCGAUUUGGCUUACAGAAUCGUGUUGGACGUAAAUCAGAUCACUGAUCCGGAACUGGCUGAUUGGGUGCGUAACCCGUCGGUGCAUUUCUGGGUUGGGCCGGGAGCUCAUGCCGUGGGAUACUCGUUGAGGGCUGGGACGAUGUAUAACAUUGUGUUGCUGGUGCCGGAUGAUUUGCCAGCGGGGGUUUAUAAGGAACCAGGAUCUGUGGAGGCGAUGAAGGAGUUGUUCAAGGAGUGGGAUCCUAUACUGGGGAGGUUUCUUGCUCUCGUGGACCGAGUUGACCGAUGGAAGUUGAUGCACAGGAGCGAGCUUCCAUCGUGGGUUAACAAAGAGUCAAAUCUUGUCUUCAUCGGCGACUCCUGCCAUCCUAUGCUCCCCUACUUAGCCCAGGGUGCCAACUCAGCAAUUGAAGACGGCACAGUCCUCGGCCUUCUCCUGGGACACAUGCAGUCCAAAGACCAGCUCCCGCAGGCACUCAAGAUGUACGAGGCGCUGCGCAAAACUCGCGGCGAGGCCAUCGUAAAGGAAGCUUUCAAGCAGCGUGACUCGUUCCAUAUGUAUGAUGGCCCUGAGCAAGAAGCCCGAGAUGCGAUUCUCCGUGCUCCUAUCAAGGCUCCUUACCCGAGUAGGUGGAGUUGCCCGCAGGUGCAGUCUUGGCUGUAUGGAUACGAUGCGUUUGAGGAAGUCAAGGAGGCGGUAUCGAAAAAUCCAUUCGAGGCGAAUAAGCCCGCUCUAGACGGAUCUCGGGUCGAGGAGGAGGUUCCCAAGGCAAGUCUAUAG